UCUUUAGUAAUGUAACCCCUCUUUUACCUGGGGGUACAGUGUACGUGUGCCAUGUACCUCCACCCAAGCUAUUUAGAGCCCAAUACUCUAAUCGCUUAAGAAAUACCCUACCCCUGUAGUGGUCGCCUAUAAUAAUAAUAUAAUUAGUAUGUGAUGUAACCAGAUAGGACUAUGCACAUUUACCUAUCGUACCUUUUCUUUGUGAUUUUCAGGCUCUUCCACAGAUACGGAGACAGUUCCACCGGGUUGCACAGUAGUGAAGAAGACAUCUGGAGGAGGAGUAUAUAGAGGAACACAGGGGUCUGUACAAGGACGUGAUGAUGGAGAAUCACCGGCCCCUCACAUCACUGGAUGGACCCAGUAACAGAGAUACCCCAGAGAGAUGUCCCCAUCCUCUGUAUUCCCAGGAUUGUACAGAGGAGAAUCACAGGAUCCCACAGGAGGAUCAGGUAGAACGUCUGUCUGAUAUUAAAAUAGAAGAUAUAGAGGGAGAAGAAGAGACGUAUGUGACUGAUAUAAAGGCAGAAGAUAUAGAGGGAGAAGAGGAGACGUAUGUGAUUGAUAUAAAGGCAGAAGAUAUAGAGGGAGAAGAAGAGACAUAUGUGACUGAUAUAAAGGCAGAAGAUAUAGAAGGAGAAAAAGAGACGUAUGUGACUGAUAUAAAGGCAGAAGAUAUAGAGGGAGAAGAAGAGACGCAUGUGACUGAUAUAAAGGCAGAAGAUAUAGAGGGAGAAGAAGAGACAUAUGUGACUGAUAUAAAGGCAGAAGAUAUAGAGGGAGAAGAAGAGACAUAUGUGACUGAUAUAAAGGCAGAAGAUAUAGAGGGAGAAGAAGAGACGUAUGUGACUGAUAUAAAGACAGAAGAUACAGAGGGAGAAGAAGAGACGUAUGUGACUGAUAUAAAGGCAGAAGAUAUAGAGGGAGAAGAAGAGACAUAUGUGACUGAUAUAAAGGCAGAAGAUAUAGAGGGAGAAGAAGAGACGUAUGUGACUGAUAUAAAGACAGAAGAUAUAGAGGGAGAAGAAGAGACGUAUGUGACUGAUAUAAAGGCAGAAGAUAUAGAGGGAGAAGAAGAGACAUAUGUGACUGAUAUAAAGGCAGAAGAUACAGAGGGAGAAGACGAGACGUAUGUGACUGAUAUGAAGGCAGAAGAUAUGGAGGGAGAAGAAGAGACGUAUGUGACUGAUAUGAAGGCAGAAGAUAUAGAGGGAGAAGAAGAGACGUAUGUGAGGGGUGAUCAGCAGUGUAAGGAGGAGGAGAUCCCUACAGAUAUCAGUACAGCAGAUGGACACACAUGCAGGAAUAUCUCAGAAGGACAUCUAAUGUUAUCCCCGGAUUGUGACAUAAAAGAUAAUGACAGUAGACAGGAUUCUCCAGGAGAUAACCCCAUUACCCCAAUUAUACAUCCAGCUCUAUCAGCUGAUCCCUCUGAUCCUGGGAAAUGUUCUCCUGAUCACUCUGAUAUUGGUGCAUCUGUUACAGCUCUGACAGUAGAUACAGUGUUUUCCUGUUCUAUAGCUGCACCAUGUUUUACACAGAACACAAAGCUUAUUGCACAUCAGCCAGCUAAGGCAGGUGAGAGGCAAUUUCCAUGUUCUGAGUGUGGGAAAUGUUUUGCACCGAAAUCAUUUCUUGUUAUACAUGAGAGAAGUCACACCGGUGAGAAGCUAUUUUCAUGUUCUGAGUGUGGGAAAUGUUUUACAUCCAAAUCAAAUUAUGUCAUACAUCAGAAAACUCACAUAGGUGACAGUCCAUUUACAUGUUCUGAGUGUGGGAAAUGUUUUACACGGAAAUUACAUCUUGUUCAACAUGAGAGAAGUCACACCGGAGAGAAGCCAUUUUCAUGUUCUGAGUGUGGGAAAUGUUUUACACGGAAAUCACAUCUUGUUCAACAUGAGAGAAGUCACACCGGAGAGAAGCCAUUUUCAUGUUCUGAGUGUGGGAAAUGUUUUACAUCCAAAUCAAAUUAUGUCAUACAUCAGAAAACUCACAUAGGUGACAGUCCAUUUACAUGUUCUGAGUGUGGGAAAUGUUUUACACGGAAAUUACAUCUUGUUCAACAUGAGAGAAGUCACACCGGAGAGAAGCCAUUUUCAUGUUCUGAGUGUGGGAAAUGUUUUACACGGAAAUCACAUCUUGUUCAACAUGAGAGAAGUCACACCGGAGAGAAGCCAUUUUCAUGUUCUGAGUGUGGGAAAUGUUUUGCAGUGAAAUCAACUCUUAUCAGACAUGACAGAAGUCACACCGGAGAGAAGCCAUUAUCAUGUUCUGAGUGUGGGAAAUGUUUUGCACUGAAAUCAACUCUUAUUAGACAUGAGAGAAGUCACACCGGAGAGAAGCCAUUUACAUGUUGUGAGUGUGGGAAAUGUUUUACACGGAAAUCAUUUCUUGUUAUACAUGAGAGAAGUCACACCGGAGAGAAGCCAUUUUCUUGUUCUGAGUGUGGAAAAGGUUUUUCAUACAAGUCAUUUCUUGUUAUACAUGAGAGAUGUCACACUGAAGUGAAGCCAUUUACAUGUUCUGAAUGUGGGAAAUGUUUUUCACUGAAAUCGAAUCUUGUUCAACAUGAGAGAAGUCACACCGGAGAGAAGCCAUUUUCAUGUUCUGAUUGUGGAAAACGUUUUUCACACAAAUCAUGUCUUGUUCAACAUGCGAGAAAUCACACCGGAGAGGGGCCAUUUUCAUGUUCUGAGUGUGGGAAAUGUUUUGCACAGAAAUCAACUCUAGUCAGACAUGAGAGAAGUCACACCGGAGAGAAGCCAUUUACAUGUUCUGAGUGUGGGAAAUGUUUUUCACUGAAAUCGAAUCUUGUUCAACAUGAGAGAAGUCACACUGGAGAGAAGCCAUUUUCUUGUUCUGAGUGUGGAAAAGGUUUUUCACACAAGUCAUAUCUUGUUAUACAUGAGAGAAGUCACACCGGAGUGAAGCCAUUUACAUGUUCUGAGUGUGGGAAAUGUUUUUUACUGAAAUGGAAUCUUGUUCAACAUGAGAGAAGUCACACUGGAGAGAAGCCAUUUUCAUGUUCUGAGUGUGGAAAAGGUUUUUCACUCAAGUCAUAUCUUGUUACACAUGAGAGAAGUCACACUGGAGAGAAGCCAUUUUCAUGUUCUGAGUGUGGGAAAGGGUUUAUACAGAAAUCACAUCUUGUUAGACAUGAGAGAAAUCACACAGGUAAGAGGCCAUUUUCAUGUUCGGAGUGUGGGAAAGGGUUUAUACGGAAAUCACAUCUUGUUCAACAUGAGAGAACUCACAGAGGUGUGAAGCCAUUUGCAUGCUCUGAGUGAUUAAUAAAUCAGCUCUUGUUGGACACAGUAGACAUCACACAGCUGGGGAACCAUUUUAAUCUGGAGUAUACUCAUCUUCACCAUUUCCCUGCAUUGUUCCUUCAGGUUUUAUCCUAUGUCCUGUGUUUUUUUUUUUUUUUACAAUAUACAUGCUGCUACUGGUGAAAUAAUAAGACGUCAUGUCCUCCUUUACCUCUACUAUGCAGAUAACCUGUCUUUGCUCCGGGUACUGAAAACAAUACCAAUACUAAAUGUCUAGCUGAGCUCCAGGUGUCGGUGAUGCCAGUUGGCUGUGACUCGGUCCUAGCGAAACAGGUCCAUAUGCUAAUGCACGCCGACCCGCCUGUCUUCUGAUUACUUCCUCCCACUCCUAUCCAAGAUUUUUCACGUGCUGCUCCCUUUCUCUGGAAUUCCCUACCUCUCCCCCUCAGACUGUUACCAGCAGUACCAAGAAUCUGCCGUAUUUCAUUUGUGGUUGAUCUGUUAGCUAUGCAGCCCUGACCAUGGAACCUGCUGCCUCGCACAGUCCAAGAGACCUCCACCCUGGAGACCACAAACAGACUGAUGACUGUUACUCACAUGUUUCAUUAAUGUUCCUUCCCUUCCUAAAUAUACAUCCCACAUGCUGAGGUCUUUA
Pseudophryne corroboree (corroboree frog) is the source of this 3921-nucleotide messenger RNA. Its product is annotated as zinc finger protein 665-like. Gene Ontology annotation, biological process: regulation of transcription by RNA polymerase II. The coding region runs from base 318 to 3284 and encodes 988 amino acids. The record is from RefSeq and is a predicted model, not a curated record. Gene Ontology annotation, cellular component: nucleus. The transcript is spliced from 6 exons. Gene Ontology annotation, molecular function: RNA polymerase II cis-regulatory region sequence-specific DNA binding; DNA-binding transcription factor activity, RNA polymerase II-specific. NCBI's taxonomy places the organism in Eukaryota, Metazoa, Chordata, Amphibia, Anura, Myobatrachidae.